This is a messenger RNA of Xenopus tropicalis (tropical clawed frog), 4349 nucleotides long. It is a transcript of the gene dnaaf9, whose product is annotated as dynein axonemal assembly factor 9. The transcript has 37 exons. The coding region runs from base 233 to 3748 and encodes 1171 amino acids. The record is from RefSeq and is a predicted model, not a curated record. Lineage: Eukaryota; Metazoa; Chordata; Amphibia; Anura; Pipidae.
GCGCGCUUUGUGUGUGUGUGAGGAGGAAAGGAGGGAUGCGGGGAGAAUAGAAGCCUGUCGGGAACGCGCAUUUAGGGGAAAGAGAAGCGUGCACGCUGGAAGGUGGCAGUGCCUGGCUGAGUAACGGGCUGACUCGGAGGGGACUCUCCGGUACCGGCGGGGGAAGAGGAAGCCAAGACGUGUGUGAGGCGAUACCGGAGCGGGAGGAGCCGGGGGGAGAGGCCGGGAGACCAUGUCCUUCCUCCGUCCUCUGUCAGUAGGGAGAAGCCGCCGCUACCAGCGCUGCUCUCCGGCUGAAAGUUGCAGUCGUCUAAGAAAAAUACAAGAGAUCCUCAACAAAAAGAGCAAAUCGAUCCCUGAUGGAAUUCUCUGCAUUUUAGGAAUUGACAGUCGGUACAAUGAAGGGUGCAAGGAGCUUGCAAAUUACCUGCUCUUCGACUUGUAUAGCCAAAGAAACACAGACUUUGAAAGAACAGCAUUUCCUGAAGAAGUCCUGGAUGAUGUGAUAAUACUUAUAAAGCUUGAUAGCGUCCACCUCUACUGUAAUCCUGUGAACUACACAUACCUGCUGCCACUUGUGGGAUGUUGGAGAAAUUUACAUUUCCAUUGCAUGUCAGAUGGAGAGUAUGAAGACGAGGAGGCUGCAGAAGAAUACAAGAUAGCCAGCUUUGUCAACAUGGUCCGCGACUGUGGCCAAAUAGGGAUUCCUUAUAGCUGCAGAGGUCACCUGCAAACCUUUGACAUGUUUAUAGUUGAGAAGUGGCCCAUUGUGCAAGCUUUUGCCCUGGAGGGUAUUGGAGGUGGCGGAUUCUUUACAAUGAAACACGAGUUAAUGGAUGUCAGUGAGUUGCUUUGGAAGGUUUACAGCGACAUGGACCCUGUUCUCUUGGAGUCCUUGAUAAUGGAGGAUUUGACCACAUUUGAACAUCAGUGGACAAACUUGUUUUCACAUUUUGAAACUGAAAUCCCUUUCGUUCUGGAGCUGUCCGAGUGUCAGGCAGGAGAGCCAUUCAGAAGUUAUUUCAGUCAUGGAAUGCUUUCUAGCCAUAUUGCAGAACCCAGUCCCUGUAGACAGCCUUUUGUUCUCUUCGGCACUCACUCCACUAGAGAAAAUCUGAAGCCGGGCAACUUUAUCUUUCCAUCCGAAGGCCACCUGGUUAGAAACACGGGCCCCGGGGGGAGCACAGCCAAGCACAUGGUGGCUCAGUGUGUUUCCCCGAAAGGACCUUUGGCUUGUUCCAGGACUUACUUUUUUGGAAGCACUCAUAUCCCUUACUUAGGAAAAGAUAACGACGUACAAAAGAAAAACGAGCACAUUACCCUGCUAUCGCAAAUAUACGCUGCUGUGGUGGAAGCUGUGCUUGCUGGUAUUGCUAGCUAUGCCAAAUCUUUAAGCCCAUCAAAGGCAAAGGAGGUAGCAGAGCAGACUCUCUGGGCGAAAUUGGACUUGGUGAACCUUCUGCACAUAAAAUCUUCAUUAAGGUCUAAAGUAACAUUUCAAAUCGAAGCUGUGAAUAGUCUUGGAAGGAUUGUGCCAUUGGACGAUGGGUUACAUUUGGUUAAUACAGCCAGCAUGGCAGUUUAUGACAUUCCAGACGUACAAAAUGGAAGAGGAUGUUUAGGAUCCGUCGUGUUUUCCGAAUCAUUCUUGAAAUCCCAAAUCAAUGUGAAAGAGAAAGAUGGAACUGUGUCUACAGAUAACAGCUUCACCAUUCUCACUGCUGCCAUUCCACGCUUCCUAUCAUGGCUGGUAGAAGACAAUGAAGUAAAACUGUCAGAGAAAGCAUUCAGCACAGUAAAGGAAGAAAAAUCUUUCCUUGGCAGUUUUAUUUCGAGCGGUGAUGGCACUUAUAUGUGCCCUGGAAGCUUGCAAAUUGGUCCUGAAGAAGGUAAACUGUGUUUCUUUUCUGACGGCAUUCUCUUUCUCCAUCCCUACCAUGGGAGCGUCACCAUUUCAAGGAAUCAUGUGAAUUCUAUUAAACUGUACGAUGGAAACUCUAGCACAGUCGCUGCUGCACUCAUUGUUGAAUAUAAAAGCUCCCUGACGCCACACCUACCGAUUCAUUUCAAUGUUGCUUCUGGCUUCCUCACGUUUGCACUUAUGCCCAAGUCAAAGAGCUAUCGGACUUUCUACUCGCAGGUCCUCCCUGUGUGGCAGAAGUGUACAGAUAAUUCUGAAUUCCACGUACAAGUAAUUCAGGAAGAUCAACUGUCCUCAGAACAGAAACAAAUUUACCUGAACAUGCAGAAUUUGUAUGAAGCACUGUCCUAUCCAACAGCAGAGAGAUGGACUCGCCUCAAGAUGGCGUCGGCAAGCCUUCCUGGGAUAGAAAGUUUCUUCCAGCACCUUGGAGUGAGCAGUGUGGGAAGGGUGCCAAUCCCAAGGGUGCACCUUCCAGUUGUACUCCAGCAUUCUGAGCCUGCUACUCCUAAUAACCCAGAGAAUGAAAAGAUGACAAUAACAAUCGUGAGUGGACUGCCGGGGAGUUACUGCAAUGAACUCUGCGUCUCUCUGGUUUCCUUACAAACAGAAUACGGAAGCUUCAGAUGGAACGUCUACCGCCAGCCUUCCGACAGCAUGGAGGAUUUUGCCAGCGUGCACUUUCAGCGGCACCUCUCCAACGUCCUGGAAGUGAAGCGGAAACACGGCGUCCAUAAGGCUGCUUUCUUCCGCCGGAAUAUCCGGAUGCUUGUCGUGUUAGAUGGAUACUCAGAUGUGCUUGAUGUAGUGCAGGCCCUGCAGACUCACUCUGACCCCGAAGUCAGGUCCUCGUAUAUCAUUGGGGCAGUCGCCGCCUGUGUGAAUCCCCUGAGCUGCUUCAUGGAACACAGGUUUACAUUUCCAAAGUUUCUGGAGCAGUGCUCACAAGGUAUUGUGAGCAGCGUGGUCAUUACCAGCCUUACUACUGAGCAGAGGCACCCUAACUUUGUGCUACUCCAGAAACUGAUCAGAGCAGCCAACCCUGGGGCUGCAUUUAUUCUAGCAGAGAAGGGAAUGGUUACCAGGAAUGAGGAUAUUGAGCUGAUCAUGUCGGACAGUAGCUUCUCCAACCCACAGAUGCUGAGAGCUCGCUACCUGAUGUACCCUGGAUGGUUCGAAGGGCAGUUUUCAUCUGGCGCUGCUUUCCCAAAGAUGGAUCAGAUCUGUGUGAGGUUCAGCCGUCCCUUAGAAAAAGCACGCUUUAUGACACGAUGCAAAGCAAUCAAGAGCUCCAUAAAGACCUUCCCAUUCAGUGGGAACCUGUACCAUAUUGUGGGAAGAGUGUUAUUUUCAGAUGCUGAGCAGAGGAUGGAAGUGUGCCAUGACACGUUAGUCAACUCAUUGCGUCUCGCCCCGGUGGAGGACGGUCCCAGCCCACCUCCUGAUCCGAAGCGCGAUCAGCGAGAGACCAAUCAGCCGUGCAUGCUGGUGUUUACUGGUUGCUCCCUUAAAGAAGAAGACAUAAAGGAUUGGCUGAGACAGUGCGCCAAGCAGAAACCACAGAAGAAGCUUUUGAGAACAAGAGGAACACUGACUCUUCAGGAAAUGCGCGGUAUCCAUGCUCGGCAUCAUCUGGAUCCCCUCCCUCAAGGCUAUUUCUACAACGGAACUCAGUUUGUAAACUUCCUUGGGGAGAAAAUGGACUAUCAUCCAUUAAUGGAUCAGUUCAUAUACGACUAUCUACACGAGGCAAACCAAGAGAUAGAAAAGUACAACAAAGAGCUGGAAGCACAGGAAUACUUCGACAUUUUCGGGCAGAAGUUGUGAAACGAGCUGCGGAGCCUUUGAUCUUCCCUCCAUUGCUACAUCGACUCCUGAGCAAAAUCACUAUGUGCCGCGAGUCGGUGCUUCCUUCUGUUGUCUUCAUCAUCUACUUUAUUUACCUUAUGCAAUCGCUAACUCAGCAGUGUGUGCGACUGGUAGCCUACAGUAAUGCCUGCUAGCCACCGUGUCUGCUUCACCUGUAAUUUGGCCGUCGUAGCGGCAAGCUGUGUGAUUGGCCCCAACUUCGGAACCAGUUUAUAUUUGUGUGGCUUGUACUAGUUACAGGAGCCCCAUCACGAGGCGGCCAUUUUGGCAUUGUAUUUGCCAUCCAUUCCUCAGCUUGGCAUUCACUGGAGACAUUCUGCUCAUUGAAGGUUUGCAGUGGGUUUGUUACAGGGAAUGGAUGUUGGAUUCAAGGCUGUCAAGUUUUAUUAGCUUAACAGUUUUGAGUGAAUAUUAUUGGGGCAGUUCUUGUUAAACACUGUCAUUUUAUCAUCAGUGUAAGUAGAAUAUUGUGAACUGUAGCUUUAAAGGGGUAGUUCACAUUUAAGUUUUAGUAUGUUAUAGAAUGGCUAAUUAUAAACAACUUUUCAGUUAGUCUUCA